Messenger RNA from Lonchura striata (white-rumped munia), 5014 nucleotides. NCBI's taxonomy places the organism in Eukaryota, Metazoa, Chordata, Aves, Passeriformes, Estrildidae. The record is from RefSeq and is a predicted model, not a curated record.
CCGCCUCGGGGCUCGGCGACGCCGCUCCCCGCCGCCCUCCCUGAGCCGCAGCCCGCGCCCCGGAGCGGACAGCUGCUUAGCACAAGCUGAUUUGCUCUAUACGUACUUCAGAGUAACUGUGGCUGACAUAGACUGAACACAUGCAUCCAGUUCCAAAAUCUGCCUGGGAAAAUAGAUUAUAUCUGCUGUUUGCUUUUGAUUAAUGAGCUUUUGUCUUUCAGAUCUCCUUAUGUGGUCAUGUAGAUGUGUUUAUUUCAGCCUUAAAAUUGCUGAUGCAAAUCCUUGCUAUGGCAUCUGUGGCUUCACCAGUUAUAUUUAAGGAAUUUUGUCCCUUGUAUUAUCUCCUCAAUGCCAUUCCUACAAAGAUCCAGAAAGGCUUUCGCUCUAUUGUGGUUUACCUCACAGCACUUGAUACCAAUGGAGAUUACAUUGCUGUGGGAAGCAGCAUUGGAAUGCUUUAUCUCUACUGCAGACACAUAAACCAGAUGAAAAAAUACAAUUUUGAGGGGAGGUGUGAAUCUAUAACUUUUGUAAAGCUAUUGAGUUGUUUUGAUGAUCUGGUUGCUGUUGGUACAGCCUCAGGUCGGGUUGCAGUUUUCCAGCUUGUGUCUUCCUUACCUGGAAGGAACAAACAGCUUCGCAGAUUUGAUGUUGCUGGCAUCCACAAAAGCAGCAUUACAGCUUUAGCUUGGAGUCCCAAUGGAAUGAAAUUAUUCUCUGGAGAUGACAAAGGAAAAAUUGUCUACUCUGCACUAGACCUAGACCAGGGUAUUUGCAACUCCAGCCUUGUAUUGGAAGAGCCAUCUUCGAUUGUCCAGUUGGAUUACAACCAGAAGGUGCUGCUUGUCUCUACUUUACAGAGGACUCUGCUUUUUUACACAGAAGAGAAAUCCGUCAACCAAGUUGGAACACAGCCCAGAAAAAACACUGGCAAAUUUGGAGCAUGUUUUAUACCUGGCCUGUGUAAACAGAGUGACUUGACAUUAUUUGCUGCCAGACCUGGGCUUCGUCUGUGGAAGUCUGAUGUUCAUGGGACUGUUCAGGCCACGUUCAUAUUGAAAGAUGUAUUUGCUGGAGGGAUAAAAACUUUUGAACUGUAUCCUCGUUUAGAACCACCUGACAGAGGAAGUUACAGCUCUCCAGAGAAACACCUUGGGCUUGUCUCAUGCUUUUUCCAAGAAGGAUGGGUCCUGACCUGGAAUGAAUACAGCAUCUAUUUACUAGAUACUGUGAACCAGGCUUUGAUUGGUGGCUUGGAAGGAUAUGGUGAUAUUGUGUCUGUGUCCUGUACCAAUAACGAGAUUUUUCUCUUAAAGGGAGAUAGAGACAUAAUAAGAAUUUCCAAUAGACCUGAAGGACUGUCAUCAAUAGAUACAAGUCCUAAAUUGCUGACCCCGUCAUCAGUAGUUUCAUCUGUAUCAUCCAGCCCUUCAGUGGAAACAGAAAAAAAAAUGGUUACUUCCCAUUCAGUUACUGGUGAUAAAACUGGCACUUCUUCUUCAGUGAAAGAUGAUCUGGAAACUCCAACACUAUCAGAGAAAAGUUUUGAUAGAGUGGGAGACUUGAGCAAUGAAGUCAGGAAAAGGGGCUGCUCUGUAGUAAGCGAAUCACGGAGCAGGAGCAGCUCUGUGAACUCUGUGGACAGUGGCUCGAGCUUUAUGAUGUGUGCAGACCAACUUCCAGAAGCUCAGAGAGAAGGUCAACUUUCUUCACAGCGGUUCAGCACCAUCAGCUCUGAAGAUUUUGAUCAAGAACUUAUUGUAAAGCCAAUUAAGGUGAAAAAGAAAAAAAAGAAGAAGCAGGAAAGUGGAACAAGGAGAAACCACAGCUCUCUGGAAGGCACACCAAUUUAUGAGCGUCAGCUUUCUGGUGACAGUCCACAUUCCUUGAAUGCAGACUCCUUUUCCAUGACUUCCAGCAUAAUGAGUGGCAGCAUUGAUCAUUUGAGUACUGGAUCUCCAGAUCAGGAAAGUAUGUUCAGUAUGGAGUCCCAUACAGUCUUGCAAGAAGAUAAUGGUUCUGAAACUUUCAGUGUCCUGCAGUCUCCUGAGUCAGCAAAUGUACUAAUUAAUGAAGAAAAUGGAGAUGUGGCUGAUUUACAGAAAUUUCCAAACAGUGACAGUGGCAUGGGUACUUCAGCUGUUAUAGAUAUUUUGAUGUCUGCAUCUCCUCUGAUGCUCACAGAAGACUUGACAAGCAGUGUUGGUGGUGAAUGUAAUGGUGGUGUGGUUUCUGCAAGCAAUGAAUGCUCUCCUGGAAAACUGAGCCAGGAGGAGGAGGAGCAGGAUUUUCCUACAUUGUGUAAAAUAGAUGAAGACUUGGAUAAAAUGAAGCUGCAGGAUAAUGAAAAAUCUUCUGAAGAUCCAGACCUUACAGACCAGAUGUUUUUGGAAUGUGACAGUAUACUUGGUGUCCAGACGUCCCUGACACCAAAGGGAAGUGAUGAAACUGGUGAGGAAGACCAGCAGCAGCUCUCUCUAAUCCACAGUGCUCUGUCAGACCCUUCUGCACUCCAGUGUGACAUCUCUGACAAUGUUCAUUCAGAUAACUGUUCCAUUUCUGGCUGGAAUUUUGAAAGUGCAAUCAAAGCUAAAUGUAGUACUAGCACUGCUGAAAGGGUAGCAAACACUUAUGAAAGUAAGAUUGAAAAAUCUGCCUCAAGUGAUGAAGAGGAUAUUUAUGGACAUGGAUUACCAUAUUCAUCUUCAGAGACCAGCAUGCCUGAAGUUGGUGCUGUGCCUGGUGCACAGGAUGUAGCCAAGAUAAGCCUAGAUGAAAUGGUGCUGUUAAAAUCUGAUCAGUUUGCAGAGAGCUGGAUGGGAUACUCUGGCCCUGGAUAUGGCAUCCUGAGCCUGGUUGUCUCAGAAAAAUACAUUUGGUGCCUGGACUACCGAGGCAGCCUGUACUGCAGUCCCCUCCCUGCGGCCGGGCUGCGCUGGCAGAAGUUUGAGGAUGGAGUCCAGCAAGUGGCAGUUUCCCCUACAGGGGCUCUUCUCUGGAAGAUUGAACAGAAGACUAACAAAGCUUUUGCCUGUGGAAAAGUAACUAUAAAAGGAAAACGGCACUGGUAUGAGGCUUUACCCCAGGCUGUAUUUGUAGCUCUAAGUGAUGACACUGCCUGGAUUAUCAGAACAAAUGGAGAUCUGUAUCUGCAAACAGGCCUGAGUGUGGAUCGUCCUUGUGCCCGAGCAGUAAAGGUUGACUGCCCUUGUCCACUGUCACAGGUCACAUCCAGAAAUAAUGUGGUGUGGGCUCUGAGCGAGCAGCGGGCGCUGCUGUACCGGGAGGGCGUGCGCAGCUUUUGUCCUGAAGGAGAGCAGUGGAAGAGUGACAUUGUGAGUGAAAUGCAAGCUUUGGAACCAGUGUGCAUAACCCUUGGCGAUCAGCAGACAUUAUGGGCUUUGGAUAUCCAUGGCAAUCUCUGGUUCAGGACUGGUAUAGUUUCAAAGAAACCACAAGGAGAUGAUAACCAUUGGUGGCAAGUAAGCAUCACUGAUUAUGUAAUGUUUGACCAGUGCAGCCUGUUCCAGACCAUAAUCCAGGCAACUCACACAGUGGCAACAGCAGCUCAGGCACCUGUGGAGAAGGUGGCUGACAAGCUUCGAAUGGCAUUUUGGUCACAGCAGCUUCAGUGUCAGCCCAGCCUCCUCGGAGUCAAUGGCAGUGGAGUCUGGAUCUCUUCAGGCAAAAACGAAUUCCAUGUAGCAAAGGGAAAUUUAAUAGGCACAUAUUGGAAUAAUAUUGUGCCUCGUGGUACUGCUUCUGCCACAAAAUGGAUUUUUGUGUUGGCUUCCCCGGCUUCAUCUAAUGAAGGAAGCUUUUUGUGGCUGUGCCAAAGCAACAAGGAUCUGUUUUGUGUCAGUGAUCAGAACCCUCAUUUUCGUCCUUCUACGGUGCAGCUGCCACCGGAGGCUGAAAUGGUGCACUACUCUGCCUGCCAGGAUGCCAUUUGGGGCUUGGAUAGUCUUGGGCAGAUAUUCAUCAGAACACUUUCUUCCAGCUGCCCAACAGGGAUGCAUUGGACAAAACUGGAUCUCUCCCAACUAGGUGGUGUAAAGCUGAUCAGCUUGACCUGUGGAAAUCAGCAUGUUUGGGCCUGUGACACCAAUGGUGGCAUUUAUUUCCGUGUAGGAACUCAACCUCUUAACCCGAGUUUGAUGCUUCCCGCGUGGAUAAUGAUCGAGCCACCUAUACAGCCAGUAGGAAUCAACUUGGUCAGCAUUCAUUCAAGUCCAAAUGAUCAGAUGUUGUGGGCAAUUGAUAGCAAAUGGAAUGUCCAUGUACGAGUUGGAAUUACAGAUGAAAUGCCUGUAGGCACUGACUGGGAACAUGUACCAGGUUUGCAGGCCUGCCAGCUGGCUCUGAGUGCCAGGACUGUGUGGGCACGCUGCCCCAACGGAGACGUCGCUCGCCGAUACGGCAUCACUGACAAGAACCCUGCAGGAGACUACUGGAAGAAGAUUCCUGGGAAUGUCUCACGUUUAACAGUGACCCAUCUAGAUGAACUGUGGGCAAUCAGUACUUCAGGAUCUCUGCUCCAGCGCCUCACCAAGACCUUUAGCCAUGCCCAUAGUUUGCAGAAAAAUAAUGACACAUCUGUUCUGCUUCACCCUGAUGAUUUGGAAGAUGAAUGGGAAGUGAUAUGAAGUCUGUCAAGCUUGUGAAGGAGUGAAAAAACAGAAGGACAGAAUUUCUGUAAUGUAUGUACAGAAUAUUGGACCAAAAAGCCACUCAUAUUGGACCUGUGAUAUUAGCACUUUUCUAUUGGAAAACUGACCUGUUAAAUAGCCCCAAAGCUGUGAGUUCUAAUAUUUGUUGCAUAAUCUUUUGGGAGACUCUUUAGGUGUGGCAUACUGCAAUUGUUAUACUGUACUACUGUAAAAGUUCCUUUGGAAAUAUAACUUUUAACUUAACCUUACUAGCAAUGAAAGUGAGUACUUCACAACAGCAUGCAACUAAUGUACUGAUUUUGAGAAGGAAUUCUGUUGCAUUAAAUAUUUCUCUACAGUGGAAA